AUGUGGCUUUCUCAUCCAAGCUUUAUGCAGUUUGUAGAGGAUAAUUGGAAGCUGAGGCUUGAUGGUGGGCCUCCUUUUGUUUUCACUUCAAAAUUAAAGAGAUUGAAGGAGGCGUUGAAGAUUUGGAAUAGAACUGUUUUUGAUGAUGUGCAAUUUCGUUUGAAGCAAGCAGAAUUGAAGCUUGAAACCGAGAAUGAUCUUCUUGAUUAUGAUCACGGUAAUGAAUUGCAUUUUUUAAAGGUUGCGGAUGCUAAGAAGGAUUUUGAUGAUGUGAGAACGGAGUUGGAAGUUAUGCUUAAGAUGAAGUCGAGAGUAACUUGGUUGGAGGAUGGUGAUCAAAACACUCGAUUUUUCCAAAAUAGCAUCCGUAUGAGGAGAAGCCAAAAUACAAUCUCUGAGCUGAAAGUUUCUACUAACUCUACUUUGUUUUUGCAGGAAGAGAUAACUGAUUACAUUGUUAAUCAUUAUCAAUCUAAAUUCAAUGGUGGCGACGCGAAUAUUGAUCCAAGGAUGUUCGAUAUUAAACAUGAGAGCAUUUCAAGUGUUGAAAGUGCUUUUAUGGAUGCUAUACCGUCUUUGGAGGAAGUUAAGGAAGCUGUUUUUGACUUGGGAGCUGAUUCUGCGCCUGACCCAGAUGGCUUUACAGGUUCUUUUUAUAGACAAUGUUGGGACAUUAUUUCUAGAGAUAUUUUUGAUGCCAUGUUAACUGUUGGGCGAUGCGAAAAAUUCCCAAUGACAUUAACUCUAGUUUUAUUGUCCUAA
Molecule: messenger RNA, 762 nt
Organism: Papaver somniferum (opium poppy)
Lineage: Eukaryota; Viridiplantae; Streptophyta; Magnoliopsida; Ranunculales; Papaveraceae
Exons: 1
Coding region: 1-762 (253 amino acids)
Source: RefSeq, a predicted model, not a curated record